Messenger RNA from Chaetomium fimeti, 1094 nucleotides. RefSeq lists its product as uncharacterized. The record is from RefSeq and is a predicted model, not a curated record. Gene Ontology annotation, cellular component: cytoplasm; membrane. The transcript is spliced from 4 exons. Bases 155 to 982 code for a protein of 275 amino acids. NCBI's taxonomy places the organism in Eukaryota, Fungi, Ascomycota, Sordariomycetes, Sordariales, Chaetomiaceae.
CAGUGGACGCCAUUUGCCCCAGCCGCUAUCGCAGGACCCCCUGUGCCAUCUUUCGUCAUCGACCUGUGCCAACAUUUUGACCACUUCUCUGGGAUUCUGGCCGGCCAGAUACCAGUGGCCCCAGAUCGAUUUUUUUUUGCUCAGGACCUUCAACAUGUCUUGGGAGUUAACCCGCCGUCGCUGGUUUCGAACGCUCAAUAGCAGAUUCAUCUAUGGUCGAAUCCCGCUCUUGCAUGCGAUCAUCUUUUUUAUCGAGAUGGCCCUCUUCGCCCGGCUCACCAGCCGGUUCAACUCAUACUACGAUGAGCGACCUCUGCUCACCAUGAUGGUGACCAACGCGAUUCUCGGCGGCGUCGCCGACACGGUCGCGCAGACCAUCACGUCGAUUCGGGAACGCGCCGUGCGCAAACACCCCAACGGCCGCCUCAACCCGCGUGACGACGCCCUUGCCAUCGAGAUCCACGAGCUCGACCGCAAGAACCCUUUCAGCGACCGCGAGCUGAUUCCGGAGUCCAAGAUACUCCCGCCACCCUUCGACUUCGAACGCCUGACCCGCUUCAUGGCCUACGGCUUCUGCAUGGCCCCGAUCCAGUUCCGCUGGUUCAAGUUCCUCGAGCGCGCCUUCCCCAUUACGAAGACGGCCGCUUUCAUGCCGGCCAUGAAGCGAGUGGCGUUUGACCAACUCAUCUUUGCGCCGUUUGGCGUUGCGUGCUUCUUCACGGCCAUGACGGUCGCCGAGGGGGGCGGAAAGAGGGCUGUGUACCAGAAAAUGCGUGACAUGUAUGUGCCGACGCUCAAGGCGAACUACGCGCUCUGGCCUGCUGUGCAGGUCAUCAACUUCCGGCUCAUGCCGGUGCAGUUCCAGCUGCCCUUCGUAUCGACUGUUGGAAUUGCCUGGACCGCGUAUCUAUCGCUUUCCAACGCGGCUGAGAACGCACAGGAGAACCGCGUCCCCGAGAGAUCCGACAUCAGACUUCCAUAAAUCGUUGGCUCGGGGAGGUUGAAGCGCGUGUCCCCGCCCCAUACAAUGCUACGGCCAGCGCUACUAGGUUAAUGCUAUGACGGGAAAACGUUGGGUAUUCGAAUUGCGCCUU